This is a messenger RNA of Scomber japonicus (chub mackerel), 2358 nucleotides long. RefSeq names its product F-box only protein 41-like. The transcript is spliced from 14 exons. Lineage: Eukaryota; Metazoa; Chordata; Actinopteri; Scombriformes; Scombridae. Gene Ontology annotation, molecular function: protein binding. The annotation marks the transcript as partial. The record is from RefSeq and is a predicted model, not a curated record.
UCUUCCUCCUCCUCCUCCGCCGAGCUGCCCUACUUUUGUCCUCGCUGUGGUGACGAGUGUCGGUUCUCGUCCGUACCUGAGCUCCGCGCUCACCUGGUCAGCCGACACACCUACGAGACCCUGCUGGUGCUUUCACAGACUCGGGUUAGAAGCUCCAGACCUGGGACUCUCCUCCCACUCCCCAGCCCUGCUGUGUCCCAGAAACAGAGCUCUUCUCUGGACAUGGAGCCCCACAGCCUCCCCCUGCCGCUGGCCUGCCUGGAUCUGGCCUCGUCCUCUGCUUCCGUUCAUCUGCUCAGGGAAAUGUUUGGCCCGUCAGAUCGUGCUCUUCCUGCCUCCUCAGGACUUACAGAGGACCCCUCCACUGCUCUGGCUCUCCCCGGCUCUUUGGAGCCAUUUCCUGGGAAGAAACUGGGCGAGCUGGGAGUCCAGCUGGGCCUGGAGUUUGGGCUGUCAGUGGGGAUCGGGCUGGAGGAGAGGCUCGGGCUGGGGCUGGAUCGGAAAAUUGCCCGGACCUUUGCAGAGGUGGAGGAGAGGGUGAACCGGCGAAUGGGCCGACUGAGAGUGGAGCUGCAGAGGAGGGAUACAGAGCUGGAGAGAGAGAAGAGAGACGGAGAGCGACUGAGGAGAGAGAAACAGGAAGUGGAGGAGAGGGCGACGUUCCUGUUCAGACAGGUCUCUGCUGCCAUGGAGAUGAUGCAGAGACUAAAGAACGACCUGGAGGGAAAAGAAAAGAAGCUGAUUGAACGACAACAGGAGAUGGUGGACAUCGAGCAUUUCCUGAGAGAGACGGCAGAGAAAGAAGCUGCAGCCAAAUCCAGACUGCAGGUUUUCAUCGAGACGUUGUUGGAGCGCGCCGACCGAGCGGAGCGACACUUACUGCUGCUCAGCUCUGACACACACCAACACAACCACCACUACACACACCGCCACGACAAACACACACACCCGGACGCGUACGCCGACCCGUACGCCCCCGCGCCCGGUCGAGGAGGACGCAGUCUGGACGGCAGCACCGACGACAUCAUCACGAACAAGAUGCAGGGAACGUUCAGCAACCGGAGGAGUUACAGUGUUUCAGGCUCCUACAGACUGGGAGAGCAGCUGUACAGCCACCAUCACUACAGGCCUGGGGAGGGAGGAUGGGGGAGUACGUGGAGUAAGAGAGGCCGACGUCACUACAGCACAGAGGAAGAAGAAGAAGAAGAGGAGGAGGAAGACGACGACGACGACGAUGAAGAUGAGGAGGGUUUAUGGAGCAGCAAUGAGAUGAAGAGGCUCGUCUUUGCCAGGACUCACACACCUGGAUCGGACAUCCUCUCCUCCCUCAACUCCACCCCCUCCCGUUGUCACGGUAACCGUCAGCUGGGUGCUGACACCCUGAGGCUGAGGGCGGGGCUCUUCUGCGUCUUCCCGUAUUUGGACGUGCGCUCGUUGCUGCGUGCGGCCGAGGUUUGCUCCGAUUGGCGGUUCGUCGCUCGUCACCCGGCGGUCUGGACGCGACUCCGCCUGGAGAACGCCAGAGUGUCAUCGGAGUUCCUGACCACCCUUUCUCAGUGGUGCACUCAGACUCAGUUGGUGGUUCUCGACAACCUGAAACCUCGAAGCAGACGAGCCGAUGAGACGCGAGAGGAUUACCACAGAAACACACGAGGCAGUGUGGAGCCGGGGGUGGAGGCCCUCCUGAGGUCAGCAGGUGGCAGUCUGCUCCACCUGUCCGUGACUCAGUGUCCUCACAUCCUCACCGACAGGACGAUGUGGCUCGCCAGCUGCUACUGUAGGAACCUGAACACUCUGACGUACAGGAGUUCUUCAGACCCUCUCGGUCAUGAGGUCCUCUGGGCUCUGGGUGCAGGCUGCAGGAACCUCAGCAGCCUGCAGGUGGCGCCGGCUCACCCCUGCCAACAGCCGACUCGUUUCGGAAACCGUUGCCUGCAGACGAUUGGUCGAUGCUGGCCCCUCCUCCGCUCGCUGUGUGUGGGCGGAGGCGGCUGUGGCACUCAGGGAUUGGCUGCUGUCGUGCGUAGCUGUGCUCACCUCCAGAUGUUGGAGUUGGAGCGUAUUACCGACCUCGGCCUGCAGGCGGCGACAGAGAUCUGCAAAGUUGGUCUGGAGAGUCUGGAGACGCUGAUCCUGACACACACACCCGUCAGCGGACAAGCCAUCCUGCACUUCCACAGUGUGUGUGAGAACAUCAGGUCCAUCGUGGUCGAGGUCUCGGUGGCUGAUUACUUUGAGGAGCCGGACUCUCAGGAAGCUCAACACCUGUUUGGAGAGAUCGUCGGCACUCUGAGGGUUCUUCAGAAGCGUCCCGGCUUGUGUGACGUCCUGCAGAUUAAAGCUGAUGGAUACUGCUGA